Molecule: messenger RNA, 1497 nt
Organism: Tetrahymena thermophila SB210
Lineage: Eukaryota; Ciliophora; Oligohymenophorea; Hymenostomatida; Tetrahymenidae
Product: glycogen synthase kinase-3
Exons: 9
Biological process (GO): protein phosphorylation; signal transduction
Cellular component (GO): cytoplasm
Molecular function (GO): ATP binding; protein serine/threonine kinase activity
Source: RefSeq, a predicted model, not a curated record
AAUUAAUUAAUAAUUAAGUAAAAUAAAUAAUCAAAAUAAUCAGCAAAUAAUCAACUCUAAAAGAAAGAAAGCAAGACAGGCAAUUAAAAAAGGAAGAAGAAAAUCUAGUUUUAAAUGAAUAAUAUGAAAAAGUAAUAUGGCUAGCCUAUGAAUGUGUCACAGUCAUAAGGAAAUGUGAUGCAGUCACAGAACCUUUAGCAACAACAAUUGGCGUAGCAAUAAUAAGCAUAGCAACAAUAAUAGUUACAGUAGCAGCAAUAAGAAUAGCUCUAGUAUUCAGGAUCUCCCAAUAUUACUCUUGAUAAAAUCAUUGGUAAUGGAACUUUUGGUGUAGUCUACUUGGCUAAAAUGAAUGAUACCUAGGAGCAAGUUGCAAUUAAAAAAGUCUUUUAGGAUAAGAGAUAUAAAAACAGAGAAUUCGAAAUUAUAAAAUCCCUCAAUCAUUAGAAUCUCAUCAAGUUAAAAUAGGCUUAUUACACUACUCAAAACAACAAUCCUGAUGAAGUAUACUUGAAUAUAGUUAUGGAAUACGUACCUGAGACACUUUCCAAAGUCAUCAGAACUUAUAGAAAGAGCAAAUAGCCAUUCCCUCCACUCUUGCUCAAGGUCUUUUCUUAUCAAAUGUUUAGAGCUCUAGCUUACUUGAAAGGUAUCGGUAUUUGUCAUAGAGACAUUAAGCCCCAAAAUAUAUUAUGCGAUCAGAAAACAAUGCAGCUCAAAAUUUGCGAUUUUGGUUCUGCCAAAAAGCUCAUUAAAGGUGAACCAAAUGUCUCAUAUAUUUGCUCGAGAUAUUACAGAGCUCCUGAACUUAUAUUUGGUGCUGAAUAAUAUACGACCGCUAUUGAUACUUGGUCAAUAGGUACCGUCAUUGCUGAAAUGAUUUUAGGUGAACCUCUUUUCCCAGGUGAAAACGCUGUUGAGUAACUAGUAGAAAUUAUUAAGAUAUUAGGUACUCCAACAAAAGAAUAGGUCUAAAAAAUGAAUCCUUAGCAUAAUCAAUUUAACUUCCCAUCAAUAAAACCAACUUCUUGGACUAAAAUAUUCGCAAAAUAAAAACCAGAUCCUAUGCUUAUCGAUUUAAUUAGUAGAUUACUCGUAUUUGUCCCCACUGAUAGACCUACACCCUUAGAAACACUAUUGCACCCUUAUUUCAAUGAAUUAAGAAGUGAAAAAUUCUAUGAAUAAUAUACUAAAUAAAUAGACUUAUUUAAUUUCUCUCCAGAGGAGUUGAAAUCAUAGCCAUAGCUAGCAUCUUAAUUAAUACCAUAAUGGUACACUAGUAGAAGAGAAAAGGAAUCAAAAUUGAUUAAUAACUCUAAAUAAGCUGAAUAGUAGUAAUCUUAAUUAGUUAAUUAAUUGACAAAUGAAUUUAAUUAGAAAAUGGAUAUUUCUAAUUCAUAAAAAAAUAUUAAUGGAAACUUUGGAGGAAGCAUGAUGAGCAGCAGCUAGAGCAACCCCAAUAUGGGCAAUUAUUAAAAAAAUUAUCAAUAUCAUUGA